Molecule: messenger RNA, 204 nt
Organism: Metarhizium acridum CQMa 102
Lineage: Eukaryota; Fungi; Ascomycota; Sordariomycetes; Hypocreales; Clavicipitaceae
Biological process (GO): mitochondrial respiratory chain complex I assembly
Source: RefSeq, a predicted model, not a curated record
AUGGCGUCGGGAUAUGGAAUGCAUGGCGGCGUUGGACGCUGCUUUCCCUUCUGGCAAGAAGUCAUGGCAUGUUACGUCGUCAACACCACCGCCGAGGACGAUAACGGGAAGAAAAAAUGCUCGCCCGGGCUGGAGGACUACUACGAGUGUUUACAUCACAAGAAAGAGGUCUGUGUUGGUGCCGGAAACACUCAAGCGUUGUAG